CAAGCUAGUUAUUGGUUUCAGUUUGGCGAUCAGUCCAAGAAUAUCCACGCUUUGGAUAGUCAUUCCAAGUUCUUUGGAUUUUUAUUGUGAUAUUUAAACUUAAGAGACAGUCGUCAAUAAGUAAGAUACAGUAAAUCGAAAAUCAACGAAUCAACAAUUAACUGAUAUGGCAAUGGCUAGCGGGAGUGGCUUCCAAUUGUAUCAUUGCGAGAAAUGUGGAAACGAUCAGCGGGUGUCUAUUGAGGAUGUCAUUGACCAGUAUAACGAAUGGGAGCUGGAUUUGAGACUCCAAGAUAUUAACGAUGCUUGUCCAUUGGCUUAUGGUGGUUUCUUUGUUGCAAGUGUGAAAAUCGAUAUUGAAUGCGAAACAUGCCAUGAGGAGAUCGGUAUCGUCCUAAAAGUUAGUGCAUCACCAGAUUGGGAUGAAUCUAGGGAGGAUUGCGAUCCACGAAUCGAUGGCUUUCAAAAUACUGAAAUUCUUGAAGUUUUGCCUAGUGACGCUAGUGUUGAUGACUCAUUAAUGAGCUGCCUUACGUUUGCUGAGGAUGAUGACGAGGAUUAUUUGCCAGAAAUUGAAUUGUCUGAAGAGCCAACGGUAGUGUAUUCUGUCACAUUACACAUCAUUGCCAAGACAAGAAUGAACAGAGGCUCUUGUCAUUUGGGCCUUUGUUUCAAUAGUGGAAGUUCUAGAAUCUUCCGUCCCUUGUACCGCACCCAGGAAAGUCAAUGUUGUUGGAAUCAACCUUUAGAGCUAGACAAGGAGUAUAAUUUUAAUAUACUGGGAACCUCUGGUGAAUCAUUUACGCCUUUGCCACACAGCAAUGAAGAUUUGCUCGUUGACCAUCGUUCAAUGCAAAUACUGGAUUCAAAUGUAUCAAGUUCAGAUGACGUUUUUACAGAACUACAGAACAUGGCAAAACUCAGUGUGGAAGACAUUUUUGGACCUAAUACAAUAAGGCAAAAUAAGUAUGUCGAUGAGGGUUCAGACUGCCCUUCAGUGGGAGUUCUGAGCUGCAUGGGUAGUAAUCUUGAAAUGAUAAGAGAUCCCUUUAAUUAUAGAAAAAGGCGUGUAAAGAUACCUGGAGGAUAUGAACCCCGAUUCACUGCUAGCGAUGCUGAAAAUAUACCCGAGGACCUACCAGACAACCCUACUUUGGUCGUGCUCGGUUUAGCACGACCAUUUGCAGGAACAGGACAAAACCACUUUGACCCAAAAAGAUGUUACAUUUUAGUUUUGAGGAUUUUGCAAAAUACCUUAGCUGGUUAAAAGGCUAAAUAGUCUCUUUAAAAGUAGCCACUUUAAAAGCAUGAUAGUUGAAAACAAUUGGUGAUUUUUUAACAAAUUUCAUAGCCACUUUAAAGGUUUAAAGGCUUCUGAACACUUUCUAUAAAAAGCUGAGCGUAUCAUUUAUUAACUAAAUUCAUUUGCUGUUAAGAUAUAUUCACAUUAAAACCGACCUUGGAUCCUUGUGGGACUGGUAUAUAGUUUAUAGUAGGAUUUUGCAAAAUCCCUUGGCUGGUGGCCUAAAUGGCCGAAACCCAUGGAAUAAGCGACAUGGAGAGCCCAAGUUAUCUUAGAUCGAGCAACUAGAGCUUUUUUAACAAAUUUCAUAACCACUUUUCAAAGUAUCAUUCAAAACUUCUUGAAUUUUUCCAAACAUGUAUGACUGAAAAAGCGUAUCAUUUAUUAACCACAUACAUUUACUGUAAUGAUAUAUUCCCUGUAGUGGGACUGGGCUAAUUUUGUAACGCACUAGUCAACUGAAAACCCCACCCCACCCCCAGAUCAACCCCUGGGACAAAGUAGGGAAUUAAUAUUGAUGUGGUGUUAAAAUCAGCAAUCCCUCGCCGUCCCCAGGGGAAAGAUUUGCCGUGUUUAAAUAAUGGAAGUUGUUGCUGUUAAAAUUGUUAAACUGUAGAAGUACGCAUUAAAUUUCUCGCAUAUCC
This is a messenger RNA of Actinia tenebrosa (Australian red waratah sea anemone), 1947 nucleotides long. RefSeq lists its product as uncharacterized. The record is from RefSeq and is a predicted model, not a curated record. Lineage: Eukaryota; Metazoa; Cnidaria; Anthozoa; Actiniaria; Actiniidae.